AUGGGGUCAAAUGCGGGAUUGACAUCAGAUCAGGUGAAGUUGAUCAAAGCGACAGUACCAGUCCUGGCCGCACACGGCGACACCAUCACAUCUGUUUUCUACGAGAAUCUCAUUCGCGAAAACCCUUCAUUGAACAACGUCUUUAACACUCCCAACCAGCGCAAUGGAAAACAACCCCGCGCACUGGCCGGCGCUCUGUUCGCAUACGCCUCCAAUAUCGACAAUCUCGGCGCAUUAAGUCCAGCCGUGGAACUGAUCUGUCAAAAGCAUGCCUCACUCUACAUUCAGCCCGAAUCCUACACGAUCGUCGGGAAAUACCUUCUCGAAGCAAUGGGCCAAGUUCUCGGUGAUGCACUCACCCCCGAAAUCAAGGACGCUUGGGCAGUGGCAUACUGGCAACUAGCCGAUAUCAUGAUCGGCCGCGAACACCAGAUCUAUGAGCAGAGCGAAGGAUGGACCGAUUGGCGCGAGUUCAAGAUUUCCGACAAAGUCAAAGAAUCAGACGAGAUCACCUCGUUCUAUCUCGCUCCCGUCGAUGGCAAGCCACUACCCACUUUCAAGCCCGGACAGUUCAUCUCAGUGCAGAUUUACGUACCGGAGUUGAAGCACCUCCAGCCCCGCCAGUACUCGCUCAGCGACAAGCCGAGCCCGGAUUACUACCGCAUCAGUGUGAAGAAAGAGAAGGGCCUCAGUGCUGACGCGACAGCUCACCCGGGUUACGUCUCCAACCUCCUUCAUGAUAACUUCAACAAGGGUGACACAAUCAAGGUCUCGCACCCAGCUGGCGAUUUCUUCCUCUCGGCCGUCGAGACUAGCAACCCCGUUGUUCUGAUCUCCGCUGGUGUGGGUCUAACACCGCUCACAUCAAUCCUCAACACAUUGACUUCUAAGCCGUCUGAGCGCAAACUGCACUUCAUCCACGGUUCCAGGACAUCAAGUGUGCGCGCUUUCAAGGAGCAUGUUACUUCCCUGACAACAGCGUACCCCGAUCUCCAGACCACUUUUUUCACCACCCAGCCUUCUGCAGCGGACAAGGAAGGGGUGGAUUACACCUACGCGGGACGCGUGGAUCUGAGCAAGCUUGAGUCCAAGGAUCUGUUCAUCGAAAACCCGGCGACGCAAUACUAUAUCUGCGGACCCGAGACAUUCAUGACCGACAUGGAAGCCAGUUUGAAGGCUCAAGGAGUGGAGGGCGAUCGCAUUAAGAUGGAACUUUUCGGUACUGGAGGUAUCGCGCAGUAA
Messenger RNA from Penicillium longicatenatum, 1242 nucleotides. RefSeq names its product flavohemoprotein (gene fhpA). Gene Ontology annotation, biological process: cellular response to nitrosative stress; nitric oxide catabolic process. The transcript has a single exon. The coding region runs from base 1 to 1242 and encodes 413 amino acids. The record is from RefSeq and is a predicted model, not a curated record. NCBI's taxonomy places the organism in Eukaryota, Fungi, Ascomycota, Eurotiomycetes, Eurotiales, Aspergillaceae. Gene Ontology annotation, cellular component: intracellular anatomical structure. Gene Ontology annotation, molecular function: FAD binding; nitric oxide dioxygenase [NAD(P)H] activity; heme binding.